AUGUCGCCGGUGACGCCCUCCCCGGCGACCGAGCCCAGGCGCUCCACGCGUCUGCGCUCCACACCGGCCGACGCCGACGCGGACCCCGACUCCGAGCCGAGGUGCUCCACACCGGCCGACGCCGACGCAGACCCCGACCCCGACCCCGAGCUCCAACGCGUGUCGUCGCGCCGCAAGCGCCAGCGCGAAGCGGACCCCGACGCCGACCCCGAACGCGGGCCGUCGCGCUCGCGGCGCAAAGCGGCGGGUGAGGCGGCUUCUGCUACCCGUGGGAGCGCGGCCAAGGACGGGCCGAAGGACGCGCAACAGCCUGCGGGGGUGGCGGAGGCGGGCAGCGCGAUCAACGACGACAUCUGCGCGGAGGAGCCGGACGCGGAGGAUCUACAGAUGGGCGAAGAGGAGGAGGAGGCGGUCCAGGCGGGGGGAGAAGGGUCCGCGGAGACGCGCGGCGCCGGGAAGAAGCGGGUGGUGGCGAGGCCGAGCGCCAGGAGGAAGGCCGUCCCGGACCACUUCGUGGGCGAGCCCGUGCCGGAUGGCGAGGCGCGGGAACGGUGGCCCGAGAGGUACGCCGCCAAGGGUCCUGAUUCACAAGCUAAGAGGUCUGAUGCCGAGGAGGAAAUCGGAGCCCUGCGCCACUACACAACAGUUUGCGUGGAUGAGGCGAAUUUCCAUCUUGGGGAUGACGUCUAUGUCAAGGCUGCUCCUGGUGAGGACAAUUACAUUGGCCGGAUCACAGAGUUGUUUGAAGGAAUCGAUCAUGGAUCACACUUCACUUGCCGCUGGUUCUUCCGUGUGGAAGAUACGGUCAUCUCACCCAAAUUGCUGGAGGUUAAUGAUCAUAAGCAUGAUCGUAAGCGUGUUUUCCUUUCAGAGGAAAAGAAUGAUAACAUGAUUGAGUCAAUUAUCUCUAAAGUAAAUAUCAUUUAUGUGAGCCCAAAUAUGACACCCGAAGCUAAAGCUCAGCUAAUCUCAAAGUGUGAUUUGUAUUAUGACAUGUCUUAUUCGGUAGCAUAUUCCACGUUUGCGAACAUGCCACCAGAAAAUGGUGAUGCAAUGGGCAGUGAAGCAACAUCAGAUCUUUCUUGUGACGAUGUUGACUAUUCUAAGAAAAAACCAAUUGCUGACAUUGCGGCACCACAUGAUGAACAAAUGGAAACAGCAACACUCCUGGAUCUUUACUCUGGGUGUGGUGCCAUGUCAACUGGGCUAUGCCUGGGUGCUGCAUGGUCGGGCUUAAAACUGAAUACAAAAUGGGCUGUAGACAUGAACACAAAUGCUUGCAACAGUCUAAAGCAAAACCACACAUUCACACAGGUGCGGAAUGAGAAGGCUGAGGAUUUCCUUUCCCUCCUUCGGCACUGGGAUGCCCUCUGUAAGAAAUAUGACGUCCACAAUAGCAAUUCUCUACCACGGACUUCGAACAAUGAUGAAGAUGAUGAAAAUGAAAAUCUUCCGGAGGGUACAUUUGAAGUAGAGAAACUGGUUGAUAUUUGCUACGGUGAUCCAAAUAGCACUGGAAAGGCUGGCUUGUGGUUCAAGGUACGGUGGAAAACAUAUGAUCCUAGUUAUGAUACUUGGGAGCCAAGUGAUGGCCUGAGUGAUUCUCCUGAACGUAUUAAGGAAUUUGUUGAGAGUGGAUACAGGGAAUCCAUUUUACCCUUGCCUGUACUUCCAAAGUUUCCGCUUCCCACCCAUGAUGUUAUUAAUCGAGGAGUAGUGCCAAAUGCAUUCUCGCAAUGUCUAGUUGCCUAUAAUGAAACUGAAGAUAAACACUUGAAGGAAGCUCUUGUCAUUAGAGAUGCUAUAUCUGAUUUACCGAAGGUUGGAAACCAUCAACCUAAUGAUGUGAUGGACCAUCGUAUUAGACCCAAAACAGAAUUCCAACAUUAUAUCCGGCUCAACCGUAAAGACAUGAAGGAUUACUCACUUGGAGAUGCUACUCACAAGGAAGGUCUUCUAUUUGAUCAUCAGCCCCUACAAUUAAACAAUGACGAUUAUGAAAGAGGGGCCAACUUCCGUGAUUUGAAAGGUGUCCGGGUGCCUAGCUAUGCCAUGACCUUUAUCAAGGGCAAGUCACUGAAACCAUUUGGACGCCUGUGGUGGGAUGAAACUGUUGCAACUGUUGUCACCAGAGCUGAGCCUCAUAACCAAAUUGUUUUGCAUCCCACCCAGCACCGAGUUCUGACCGUCCGUGAAAACGCGAGGCUACAAGGCUUCCCAGACUAUUACAGGUUGUCUGGCCCUAUAAAACAGAAAUAUAUCCAAGUUGGCAAUGCGGUAGCCGUCCCUGUUGCUCGAGCUCUGGGGUAUUCCCUUGGACAGGCGUACCAGGGCGAAUUUGAUGGCGACUAUCCCUUGUUCAAAUUGCCAGGGAAUUUUAUUCCUAUGGAUCAAGCAACACUCGCAAGAUUGUCUGAAGGAACUUCUGGAGGCGAAGUAGUGGAGGCAGAAUAAGUUUGUGACUGAGUGUGUUGAUUUUGGUCAUAUACUUGCAUGGGUAGCUGUCAAAACAUUGUCAUUUAUUCUGGCCACUGAUUUUU
Molecule: messenger RNA, 2540 nt
Organism: Lolium rigidum
Lineage: Eukaryota; Viridiplantae; Streptophyta; Magnoliopsida; Poales; Poaceae
Product: DNA (cytosine-5)-methyltransferase CMT1-like
Exons: 20
Coding region: 1-2454 (817 amino acids)
Cellular component (GO): nucleus
Molecular function (GO): chromatin binding; methyltransferase activity
Source: RefSeq, a predicted model, not a curated record